Messenger RNA from Trichobilharzia szidati, 285 nucleotides. Lineage: Eukaryota; Metazoa; Platyhelminthes; Trematoda; Strigeidida; Schistosomatidae. The record is from the annotation of a GenBank genome assembly.
UGGUGAUAAACAUCACUUGUUCAAAACUUAAAGUUACUUACUUGUGAUAAAGUGAGAACUAUGGAGGAGGAGUUCAAUGCCACCAUGAAGAAGUAUGGAACUGUCUUGGAAUGUGUGGAUCAGAAACUCGCAUCGAUAAUUGCUGUCGAUCGAUUUCUUAAUGAUCUUAUUCCAAAGUCAAAAGAGCUAGAAAAUGAUGUCUUACACCUACCAUCAAACAAAGAUGUUAUGAACACCAUUGAAAUUCAUUUUGGACGUGUAAGUUCUACUGUUGUUGCAAUUUAA